AUUUAAAGUAACACUUUUAUUAUGCGGGUGCUCAAGCUGCAAACUUAUAUUGCCAUAUUCAUAUUUUAUAAUAACUCAUUCGUUUUCGAAAAUACGUAAAAGAAAACGGAUUGAUACAUGAGGAUCUGUAAACCAUGGGAACGAUGAAUAUCAACACAUCGGUAUUGGUUGUCUCGAUUACCUUAAUCUUGCUAGUAUGUGCUUCUACGGCGAAUGAAGUCUGCAAGAUUAAGGAACAGAAACUCACUUGCCAAUACGACAUCCCUAACAAGAUACCUCCAGGGUUGACAGAGGUCUGCGUUGAAAAUCACAAAGAUAUUGACCUCACUAGGAACAGUUUCAGUGAUCCAAGUUGGAAAAGUAUUUUAACUCUUGAGAUAUACCAGAACAAGGAAAAAACUAAUUCUAUAUUUGUUCAUGAUACUGCCUUUAUUGAACUGGAUUCUUUGAAUGUCCUUGGUAUCCACACACAUGGAUUUAGUAUGGGUGCUAUACGCGGAAGCCAUAUACUUCGCGGACUUGAAAACAUAACUAAACUAGACUUUUCCGGAUGUGUGAAUCUUGACAGCGACUUCGUUAGGUCAUCACUAAUGCAGGACGGAAAGUUUACGAAACUUCGCACUUUAAACUUGAACGAAGUUAAUACUAAUUUUGGAAGUAAGUUUAUCAAAUUUUCUCAACAAUUCACCAACAUGAUUAUAAAUAAACGAAUUGAAAAUCUGAAUUUUCGUAAAACGAUGAUUGCCUUUCAGCCAUUUAACCAGAAAACAUAUUCUCAGCUUUUACAUCUAGAUCUAUCCGAAAUUUCAUAUAGCCUCUUAUCAAAGCCAGAUGACGUACUUUUUCCAUUACAACGAUUUUUGAAGAAUUUGAAGUCGCUAAAUAUCUCCAGAAUAUUUCCUUUGUUUUGGAGAGGAGAAAAUCUACGCUUUUCUAAUAUACACUGUACUGAUUGUACAGAAGUACAUCGUCUUCUUGCAUUGAACCUCUUCUACAUUGAAAACAUAUACGCAAAUGAUAUACUUUCAGAUAUUGAGAUUCCUGUUGAGGUAAUUAAUUCAACUUUUAACUUGACAUGCAGAAUGAAUUUGAGGGUAUUAGAAUUUAGAGGUAAUAACGUUCGUCGGAUACAAGGAACAACAAUUCAUUGGCCGGAUCCAAACUUUCUGCGUUACCUUGAUCUUACAGAUAAUAAAUUGAGGUUUUUGUCCCCAAACUUCUCCAGAGGACUUAGCAAUCUAAAAACGGUAUUGCUAGGUGAAAACCAGUUAUCUGAAAUGUCUUCUCCUGAAUUAAUUGAUUUGAUUGCAAAUUGUGUAAGUUUAGAGAAACUUGUGUUAGAUAGAAAUGGAUUUUCUUAUCUAGCGGAGUCUAUUUUCCUUCAUAACAAAUUACUUACUUACCUCAGCCUUAAAGGAAACCUUCUUAGACAAGUUACGUUUGCUACGAAACAUCUCAAGCAUCUACAAUAUCUAGAUUUAGCGAACAAUUUGAUUCAUAUCUUGGAUGAACAAUCAAUGAAUCGUCUCAACGUUCUGAUGCGUUUUCAAACAAAUUUCUGUAUCAAACUAGAAACAAAUCCAUUAGAAUGUUCAUGUAAAAGUGCAUCUUUCGUGGAAUGGAUGAAUAAACAUUUAGUAUAUAAAUUAGAUCAUGGUGCAGCGCUUAAUUGUACAUUAGAAGGCAAUGUAGUAAAUAUCAAUGAUAAAACUGUUGCAAAGACAAAAUUUAUGUGUGUUAAAACAUUGGUGUACGCAUCUAUUUCCUUUACAGCAGUUGUUGUAAUAGCUAUAAGUACAGUUCUGUUUAUAACCGUCUCUAGAUUCCUCAAAAGACGUAGAACGACUGACCAGGUCGAGACAUUUCUCAGAAAUUAUCGAGGAAACCAGGUUAAAGAAAAGUUUGUGUGCUUUCUGUCUUAUUCAAACACGGACAGUGAUGUUGCCAUCGAACAUAUCUACAAAAAUUUGAAUGAAACAUUUAAGGAGAUUACAGGCCUUGAAUCAGACACAGUUUGCAUCGAUGAGCGACAUUUUCGCGCUGGAGCAGAAAUCGUGGCGGAAAUAAUGCGAUGCGUAUCAGACUCUAGUGUAAUUGCGUUCGUUGUUUCCCGAUCGUUUUGUCAAAGCAACUGGUGUUGCUUAGAGAUUAAAGAAGCCUACGAACAACAUAAACCGAUCGUGUUAAUUUUCUGUGAAGAAGUAGAUGAAAACGAAAUGUCUGCUCAUCUUAAACAAAUGUUUCAACGUUACACUCGUGCGAAACUAGUGAAACAAGGCGAAGAUGUAAAUGUUCAGCCCGGGGGCUGGGAAGGGCUGUGUGAAUCAAUUAUACUACUUGCAAGUCGGCAAUAUGCAGAAAACAAAACACAAUAGGCAUAACGGAAGAUGAAUAUAAUAAUGAGAGUGUUAAAAGGUGAAUAAAACUAGGUAGAUAUCAGAUUUUAAGAAGUGAAAUGAUGAUUGAUAAAAAUAUCAGUCUGAAACGUUGUAUAAAGACAGAUAAAAAUAAAGUCAUUAUUAGGUCUUGAAAGCAAGAUGAAGGCAGAUGAAAUAAGAAGAAAUAAUAAAGUUUUCAGAAGUUGAAUAAAGAUAGAUAAAGUAUGAAGUAGUUAUAAGGUUUUAUAAGUCAAAUAAAGACAGAUGAAAUAAGGAGAAAUGGGAAAGUAUUAGGCUUUGAGAAUUGAAUAUAGACAGAUAAAAUAAGAAGAAAUUAUGAAAUUAUCAAACUUAUUUUUAGGGGGAAAUGCCAUAGUUGCCUAUAUGUAUAUAAAGCAAAAAAAAAAAAAAAAAAAAAAACAACAACCCCCACCCCCCCCCCCCCCCCCCCCCAAAAAAAAAACCUACUAACAGAAUUUCUUUAAACUUUGUGUACUGACUGGGAAACAAGUUUAAAACUACUGAUAUAUGUAUCAAAAAUCAUAGGUACCCAGGCUUGAUCUUGAAUUAUCUGCCCUUGAAAGUAGAUUUUAUCCAGUAUUUUCCGACUUUCAAGGGCAGAUGAUUUAUGACCAAGGCUGGGUUCCUAUUGUUUGUUUUAUUUCAUAUUUCUGUUUUCGAAUUGAUACUCUGUCAGUAAAAAUGUUUAAAGAAAAUAUUCUUUCUGUAAGAAAAUAUUUGCCCCGUGUCAGUAUAGAGUGUGUUGCAAAUGUCCUUAACUAUGAACAUGACAAAAUGAUACCGCAAAGUCCUAGUCUUUCCCAGGGACAAAAUUGCUUUAAACUUUGUAUACUGACUGCAAAUGAAGUCUGAAAUAGAAAUAAAAGUUAAAAUAUACAGUUCUCUUGCCUUGAUCUUGAAUUAUCUUCCCUUGAAAAUUGGAAAUUUUUUAGUAUUUUCUGAUUUUCAAGGGCAGGUGACUCAAGAUCAAGCCUGGGUACCUGUGAUUUUUAAUAGACAUUUCCGUUUUAAACUUGAUUCUCAGUCAGUAUACAAAGUGUAAAGAGAUUCUGUCCGUAGGAAAAUUUUUGCCUAUAUACAUUUAGGCAACUGUCCCAUUUUCACUUAACAAAUCUGUUUAAUGUACAUUGCACUUUAACUUGUAAAUGUUUUCUUUAAAAUUUGUCAAAUGCAGUCAUGCACUUAAUAGUAAAGGAAUGCGAGAAAAUAUUCAUUGAAGUAAAAAGUUUUAUUUUCUGGAGUCAUUGUUGGAAGUAUACGCUUACAUUUGGUGACGACUGCAGCGAUCUGAAUUUUGAUACUACAAACGAUGUCAAAUGUUAAAAGUUUGAUAUUUUUGGAAUCAUUGUUGAAAAUGUACGCCUACAUUUUGUUAAGACUGAAGCGAUUGAAUUGUACAAAAUUGAUUUUCUGGAGUCAUUGUUGAAAGUGUACGCCUAUAUUUGGUUAAAACUACUGCGAUCUGGAUCCAGUUGUUUCCACUGAAGCUAAUAUUUUAGGAUUAUAUUUUGAUAUUUUAGAAGAAUUCGUCAAACAACUGUAGAGUUAAGGAUAAUGGACACUAAAAAUCUUUACUGAAAAAUCAAAAAAUCUUACGACUGUUACCCUCCAAGAGUAAUAUUUUGAAUCAAAAUUUAACCAGCGGUAAGUUUAACAACCGGUUAUAGUUUCUCACAACUGAGCCCUGAAUUUUGACAAACCAGUGAUGUUGAAAUGUACAAUCUCAUUCCCAAGCUUUUCGUUGCUUUAGGGAGUACCAAAAAGAGAUGGUAUAAAUAUUUAUCUUAUAUUAACUUUGCAUCGGUACUGUUUAAACCUAUGGUCACUGGUUUGCAUGUUAUAUUGAAUUUAAUUGAGCUUUCAGCAAUGUCAGUGUCUCGUAUUGUACAAUAUAUAAUAUAUGGACUCUGCAUGCAUUUAUCAAAUUUUAUUCAAAUUUUAAAUCUAUACCUUUGAUUCGUCUUGUGUGCUUGUUUAAUUGUUUUAAUUGAACUUUUGGAAAUGUCAUUCACUUGUAUUGAAUAAUUUAUGAUAUUGGAACAUAUUUGUACAGAUUUAUAUUUUAUGUCGACAUACGUUCAUGUUUCAUUUGAGGAACAGGUAGUCUAGAUAUUUAAAGUAUAACGUCAUUAAACCAUCACUUUCAUCUGUAAUAAUGCAAUGGAAUCGAAUUGAUUUUGUCAGGCUUGCGGAUAUAUUGCAGAUGAAGGUAGUGCUAUAACAAUAAUUUUAUAUUUAUGUCCUUACCUUUGAUUCUAGACUCAUCCGGUGAAUAUGUAUCAUUGGUGACUAAUGUCACACAAAUAUAAUGUACGAAAUUUAAUAUUUGAACAUCUGUAAAGCAUGAUAUCACAUUUUCCUUUACAUGAUUUAAACAUUUUACAUUGAUUAUUAUAACCUGUCUCGUGUAUAUGAUUUUCUUUUGAAUUAAAUUUUGUAUAUCACUGAAAAGCAUUGUACAAAAUAUAACAUCGGGAUGUCUGUUUUGUUUAUUUUACAUGUUCAGUUACAGUUAUGAGAAUGCUUUAGUUUUAUUUAGUUUAAUUUAUUUGUCCUUCCGUAGCUAUCCUUUAUAAAUCAUUGUUACAUUGCCUUCACAAGAGUUUUUGUUUUGUUUCGACAAAUGACUUUCGAUGGGAAAAUAUAGAUCGAAGGCUUAUUCUGAGUGUAUUACACGUUUUUCAAAAGACAAUUGUGUUUAGUUUUGACUUGAAGAUCUUUCUUGUUGCUUUUUUAAAGACAGCCACCUUCAACUUUAAAUGAAUAUUCAAAGUUUAUGGAACAUAUUCAUGAUAUAGAUCAAUUUAAUUUAUUGAAUGCAAUGUAUAAACGUUUCUUUUGUUCCAAAGGAAAACGCUAUUAUAGUGAAGAGUUUUUACUUGCCGUGUCAAAAGAUCUUAUAUAAUGGACGUUCAUUUUAAAGCCGUUCGCUGAUAUGGUUGUUAAUAAACAGAUUGAAAAGCUCAGCCUUAGUAAAACUAACAUUGCUCUGUAUUAAUUGAUGCAGAAUAAAUCCUCCAAUACUUAUAUUUAGAUAUAUCUGGAGCUACAUUUAGUGUGCGGGCGACAUCAGACAUUUCACUGCCCUUAUUUAUUUUCUUUAAGAAUGUAGUUUCACUUAAUUUCACCCAAUUGUUUCCACAGGCAUGGAGAGCACUAGCUCUAAAGUUCUCUAAUUUCCAUUUGUCUAAUUGCCAGGAUAUUCCUGAGUUGUUUAUGAUGAACAUUUUCUAUACUAAAGAGCUCUACGCAAAUGAAGUACUUACAGAUGAAACAAAUGUUUGUGAAAUACUUAAUUCAACGUUUAACUUGACUUGUGGAAUGAAUUUGAGGGUAUUACAAUUGAGGGAAAAUAAUAUUCGUCGUAUUCAAGCUUCAAUACAUUGGCUAGAUCAAAACUUACUGCAUUACAUUGAUCUGUCGGACAAUAAAAUGAGCUAUUUGUCACCAAACGCCACUAAAAGACUUCUCAAUCUUAAAACUCUACUACUAGGUGGAAACCAAUUAUCUGAAAUGUCCUCUUAUCUGGAAUUAAUUGAUCUGUUUGCAAACUGUUACAAUCUAGAAAAACUUGUGUUGGACAGAAAUGGAUUUUCAUAUCUACCCGAGUCAACAUUCCUUAACAACAAAUUACUAACUUACCUCAGCCUUAAAGGAAACAUUCUGAGACAAGUUACGUUUGAGACAAAUCAUCUGGAGAGGUACAAGUUCUAGAUUUAUCGGAGAAUUUGAUUCAUAUGU
This is a messenger RNA of Mercenaria mercenaria, 6140 nucleotides long. RefSeq names its product toll-like receptor 6. The transcript has 2 exons. The record is from RefSeq and is a predicted model, not a curated record. NCBI's taxonomy places the organism in Eukaryota, Metazoa, Mollusca, Bivalvia, Venerida, Veneridae. The coding region runs from base 135 to 2375 and encodes 746 amino acids. Gene Ontology annotation, molecular function: protein binding; transmembrane signaling receptor activity. Gene Ontology annotation, cellular component: membrane. Gene Ontology annotation, biological process: toll-like receptor signaling pathway; inflammatory response; immune response.